AUGGCAACAGCAGCAGCGAGUACAGCUAGCAAUCCGCAAGCCAACAAAGCCGCCUUUGAAGAAGGUGUUAAAUACAUUAUCGAGUCAUGGACUGCAUUAAGGCUUGCUGUCGAGCAGGAUUGGGGUGGUGUUGAUUCCGCCGAGAAACGAGAUUGGAUGAUCGAUGUCAUUGUAGACUACUUUGGCAAGAACGGCAAAAAGCUUGAUAUCGUUGAUAUUGAAGACAUUCUUUCGCAAAUCAUGACGGACGAAUUUCUGACAAUUUUGGAGGACGACUCGGCCUAUUUGGUGGCUAAACAUUUGGUUGAGAUUUAUAAUCAAUGUAUUCACGGUAACUUUACCGAAGUCGAACGACUGAGAGAAAAAUGUCAAUCCCGCAGUCAAGUGGCAGCCAGCUGUGUGCAGCAGCAGGAUGGCAGCGAUUCUGAAGACACGGAUGGCGAGGAGGAUGACCAUGAAGAGGAUGGCAUGGACGUGGAUACUGGAUCCUCUGAACGUGCACAACCAGAGGAGGAUGAAGUGGAUGAAGAUGGAUUUAUUACGGUGCGCCGCAAGAAAUAG
Molecule: messenger RNA, 561 nt
Organism: Radiomyces spectabilis
Lineage: Eukaryota; Fungi; Mucoromycota; Mucoromycetes; Mucorales; Radiomycetaceae
Product: Pre-rRNA-processing protein TSR2-domain-containing protein
Exons: 4
Coding region: 1-561 (186 amino acids)
Biological process (GO): maturation of SSU-rRNA from tricistronic rRNA transcript (SSU-rRNA, 5.8S rRNA, LSU-rRNA)
Cellular component (GO): nucleus
Source: RefSeq, a predicted model, not a curated record